AUGACGCACGACCGCCGAUCGAUCGAUUGGCUCCGGCGGAAUGUCUUUCAAGUGACCUUGCCUUCGUCGCCGGUUCAGUCGGGGUAUUCAGAAUACAAGGCAAUGCCUCCACUUCGCACAACGUCUCUACGAGCCCCGUCAAUACCAACAGCCAGGUUGGGACCGCGCGCAACGCAUAGCAACCGCCAUCAGAAUCACAUCCGGUGUCAGAGCACAUCCACACGACCAAGUCGAUCUGCAGAUUCUUUUCGACAAUUUCCCUCAUCCUCCUUCUCUUCCUACUACUACUAUUGCAUCUACGCAAGAUAUCCUCCUCCACAAAUCCAAACCCAACGUCACUCCUUCUCUACCAGCGCCAGAUCUCCCCGAGACCAAAAUUACUAUGAAAUCCUCGACCUCCCCGUGACAGCCUCGCCCGUCGAGAUCAAAAAAAAAUUCUACGCCCUCUCCCUCCGCCACCACCCAGACCGCAACCGUGACGAUCCCAACGCCAGUCAACGAUUCGCCAAAAUCUCCUCCGCCUACUCCGUCCUCUCCAACACCCAUAAACGCGCCACCUACGAUCGAGAUCACGGCUUCCACCAUGCCCACGGCCACGCUCACGCCCACGGCCGAGCACAUCCAUCCGGCUCUCACAGCAGCCACUCCGCUAACGUCCACAAAGGCGGAGGCGGAUACGCCGGGUCUCGCCCAGCAAGCGGACUGAGCAAUCGCCGAGGUACAUUCCGAGGUCCCCCGCCUAGUUUCUACGCCCAGGGUGGAUACGGUGCAACGGGAAGAACGACAGAGGGCUAUGCGGCCGGGAAAGCAGGAACUGGAUAUGGAUCCGCGGCGAGCACAGCAGGCGCGGGCGCAGACGCCAGCGCCGCGGGGAAAAAAUACGAUCCAGAAGAGGACCCGCUGGGCUUUAUCGAGCGAAAUCCGCUUCACCAUUUCAAUGCGCGCGGCCACUUUCGCACACAGAAAGCGGAGGAUGAGCGCCGACGACAACGUGUGACGAGGGCUCGAAUGGCGGCGCGCGAAAAGGCGGACAUGUCGUCGGAAGCGGGUGGGGAUUUCGGCUUGGUGCGGUUUAUCGUCGUGUGUGGGAUUUUGGUAUUGGCCGGGGCGAUGACGGGGUUCUGGCAGUGGUCGGCGGGAGGGGAGGAUUCAAAGACGGGGAAGAAGAGGAAGGAUGUCUUGUCUGUUUCGUCUUGA
Molecule: messenger RNA, 1197 nt
Organism: Penicillium oxalicum
Lineage: Eukaryota; Fungi; Ascomycota; Eurotiomycetes; Eurotiales; Aspergillaceae
Exons: 3
Coding region: 1-1197 (398 amino acids)
Source: RefSeq, a predicted model, not a curated record